Adineta ricciae is the source of this 1056-nucleotide messenger RNA. Lineage: Eukaryota; Metazoa; Rotifera; Eurotatoria; Adinetida; Adinetidae. The record is from the annotation of a GenBank genome assembly.
AUGGAGUUCAGUGCAGAUCUUAUCGAUGAUCGUGUAUGGCUUGGCGAUUUCGAUGCAAUGACAAACACUAUUGCUUUAGAUAGACUCAAUAUCACUCAUAUUUUAAGCGUAAUUAAUUCAGAUUUACCAACUGAUGUGAAUGAUAAAUAUACUCGCAAACACGUUCGUGUUGAAGACGUUGAAACAACUGAUUUACUAAUUGAAUUUGAUGCCUGUUAUGAAUUCAUAUCCAGUGCAUUGACUGAAAAUGAAACAAACAAUGUUCUUAUUCAUUGUCUUGCUGGUUCGUUCUAUUAUCUCAUAAAGUUUCUAUUCACCCGUACCAUUUUAGGCGUCUCACGCAGUGCUACUAUUGCAUGCAUGUGGCUCAUGCGUCGAUACAAGCUAUCUGCUGAUGUCGCACUGAAAAGUCUUACAGCUGCGCGCCCGGCCGUUCAUCCAAACCUUAGUUUUGCUGCUCAGUUAUAUCUAUUCGAACAAAUGAACCAUCAAUUAGAUGUGAAUCAUGAUUUGUAUAGAGAAUUUCAAUUUGAACGUGCGCGCGCUAUUUAUCUCGAUCAUGACACUGAAAUGAAUGGUGUUGACGCAAAGAAUACUCUUCGUCAACAGUAUCGUCAAACUUUUGCACUUCCACAUGGUCACGCACAGUGCACAAUUAUCAAAACGUAUCUAUGUCGACAGUGUCACAAAGAAUUAUUCACUAAUGCAGAUGUGUCCCGGCACUCCAAAGGCAUUGGGUUAUUCGAUUGGUUCAUGAAAUACGGAAGCGAUCGAUGCUUGAAGCUGCCGACGGACAAAGAAUGCGAAGAAACCAGUUUUACCCAUUGUCUGGAAUGGCUAAUGACUCAGAUUGAUACACCGGAAAAUCGACAUAGUAAUUCGAUAAAAUGUCCCAGUUGUUCAACGAUUGUUGGGCAUUAUGAUCUAAACGGUUUGAAAUGCUUCUGUGGCCGAUGGGUUACACCAGGUUUUCUCUUCGAUGUUAAACAAAUCGAAGAAAAAGAAUGUACACAACUUAAUAUCGAAACCACAAAUAAAUCAUCGGUAGAAACAUAA